This is a messenger RNA of Knipowitschia caucasica, 4929 nucleotides long. The record is from the annotation of a GenBank genome assembly. NCBI's taxonomy places the organism in Eukaryota, Metazoa, Chordata, Actinopteri, Gobiiformes, Gobiidae.
AUGGAGUUUUCGGAGCACAUAAAAACAGCAAAUGUGGAGGAUGUGGUUCUGCGUCAGCCGCUGCAGCCUCCGCGCAGAGGAGCGCUCUGCAUCACCGCGCACCACCUGCUCUUCUCGGACAGAGAGCAGAGCUGCAGCCCGCUCCUUCUGCUCCUCAGGAACAUCGAUGCAAUAGAAAAGAGGGGAGGCUCUUCAGGCACUAUCACACUCAAAUGCAAGGACCUGUGCGUGCUCCAGAUUGACAUCCCAGGCAUGGAGCAGUGUCUCAACAUUGCCCAGUCAAUCGAGACCCUGUCCAAUCUUGACAGUGUGUCUGACAUGUUUCCAUUCUUUUAUACACCUCCUGAUCAGAGCUCGGACAGGCAGUGGGGACUUUCAACCCCUGAAAAAUUCUUCAGAGCGAACAAAGAACUCGUUUCUCAAUGGAGACUGAGUACUGUUAACAAAGAUUAUUCAGUUUGUCCUUCCUACCCGCCUUCGGUCAUCGUGCCCAGAAGUAUAGAUGAUGAAACACUUAAAAAAGUAGCUAAAUUCAGACAAGGAGGUCGUUUCCCUGUUCUGUGCUACUAUCAUCGAAAAAAUGGAAUGGUUAUAAUGCACAGUAGUCAGCCUUUGACGGGGGCCACUAGGAAACGCUGUGGGGAAGAUGAGUGUCUUCUGCAGGCUGUGAUUGAAGAUUCAGACAAAGGAUACAUCAUCGACACCCGCUCCAGUCAGCAAGCUCAACAAGCACGGAUGACAGGGGGGGGAUUUGAACCUAAGUCAUGUUAUAGCAGCUGGAGGAGACUGCAUAGACACAUGGAGAAGGGUAAAGCAUUGCAAGAAAGUCUUAUUAAAAUGGUGGAGGCCUGUGGAGAUGAAUCACAUAAUAUGGACCGUUGGCUGAGUAAACUUGAGAAUUCAAAGUGGCUCUCACAUGUCCAAACAGCUCUGUCCACUGCUGGUCUGGUAGCGGAGUGUGUUGAGAGGGAUGGCCAUUCGGUUCUUAUUCAUGGGUCUGAAGGCAGAGAUUCUUCUUUGCUCAUCAGUACAUUGGCCCAACUCAUAAUGGACCCAAGCUGUCGAAGUUUGGAGGGCUUCCUGUGUCUACUGGAGAGAGAAUGGGUGCAGGCUGGGCAUCCUUUCCAACUGCGGUGCGCACACUCAGCAUACUCACAUGGCCGUCUGCAGCAGGAGGCUCCAGUCUUUCUGCUGCUGCUGGACUGUGUGUGGCAGCUGUGGAGACAGUUCCCCCUGGCACUGGGUUUCUCUGAGUGCCUGUUACUGAAACUUGCAACGGAGGCAUAUGCCUCUGACUAUGGCACUUUCCUAUGUAACAAUGAACAGGAAAGGUCUACUCUUAGACUAAAGGAGAAGACCUACUGUUUAUUCCAAGCUCUUUUAAAUCCAAUGGAGAGAGAGAUUUAUAGUAACCCCCUGUAUGAGAGGACGGAAUUGGCAAUUUGGCCUUCAGUUCAUCCACAGGCCUUACAGCUGUGGAGAGGGUUUUUCUUAAGAUGGACUUCACAGAAUCGGCUUCUUGAAGAUACUCAAGAGGAAAUAAGAAACAUGGCAAAGGAGUUCUUCAGGCAGUUGAGCAGCUGGAGUAAGCCGGACAACAACAGUGGCCCGCUGCCUCAGGAAAAACCCAGAGUCCUGAUCACAGGUGGUCUGGGACAGUUGGGCCUGGGGCUGGCAGAGAUGCUGAGAAAACAAUAUGGCACCGAUAAUGUAAUUCUGUCCGAUAUUAAGAAGCCACCUCCACAUGUAUUUCGCAGCGGUCCAUUUGUGUAUGCUGAUAUUCUGGACUACAAGCACCUUCGAGAACUGAUAAUAAACAACCAGAUCACUUGGCUGGUUCAUUAUAGUGCUCUGCUUAGUGCUGUGGGCGAGACAAAUGUGGCAUUGGCUCGUAAAAUAAACAUUACAGGUCUUCACAAUGUGUUGGACCUGGCUCUGGAGAACUGUCUUCGCCUCUUCGUUCCCAGCACCAUAGGAGCAUUUGGUCCUUCCUCACCCCGCGAUCCAGUUCCUGACCUUUGUGUCCAAAGGCCUCGGACAAUAUAUGGGGUUUCAAAAGUUCACGGAGAACUAAUGGGAGAGUAUCUGCAUCAUAAACAUGGGUUGGACUUUCGCUGCCUGCGGUAUCCAGGUGUGAUUUCUGUUAAUACACCACCUGGUGGAGGAACAACAGAUUAUGCCGUUCAGAUCUUUCAUGAUGCUCUCAGUACGGGUCAUCAUGAGUGUUACCUUCGUCCAGACACUCGUCUUCCCAUGAUGCACAUCUCAGACUGUCAUCGAGCGACAGUGGAGUUCAUGCAGGCACCAGAGUGCCAGCUUUCUUUACGCACUUAUAACAUCGCAGCAAUGAGCUUCACCCCAGAAGAAGUGGCACAGGAAAUACGCAAACAUCUACCACAACUCAAACGCCGUCCCAUAUCGACAUCUUCUGCAAUGGACGCGGGGUUUUUCCGCGGCACAAGUGCUGAGCAAGAUAAUCGUUUCAGCAACAAGCACAAAAAACUCCUGAAGCAGCUGAAAUUUGCAGAAUGUCUUGACAAGAAGGUGGAUAUGACCAAAGUGAACUUGGAAGUCGUCAAACCUUGGAUUACACAUCAAGUGACUGAAAUACUGGGAUUUGAAGAUGAUGUCGUCAUUGAGUUUAUUUUUAAUCAACUCGAGGAGAAGCACCCAGAUGCCAAAAUGAUGCAGAUCAACCUGACAGGGUUCCUGAAUGGGAAGAAUGCUCGAGAGUUUAUGAAGGACUUGUGGCCUCUGCUGCUUAGUGCUCAAGAAAACAUAGCUGGAAUCCCUUCUGCUUUCCUAGAACAAAAGAAAGAAGAAAUUAGACUAAGACAGCUGGAACAGGAGAAGCUGUCUUCUCUUAAGAAGGGCGAUGAAGACCGAAAAGAAAAAGACAUUGCCCCGCCAAGGAGCCCAAGAAGGAGAAAAACGAGGUCACCAUCACCUCGACGAAGGUCUCCCGUGAAACGCGAGAGGAAACGCAGCCCGUCACGCUCACCAAGACCAAGACAGAGCCCGCCGCCUAUGGUCGCCUCUCCUCCACCAAUAUCCACCACAGAACCUGAGCCAGAGCCAGACACAUCUGGAGGUCUACCAGAACCAGUUGUUCAAGAAGCCUCUUCCACAAGUGAUGUAGCCACAGAAGUAGUAAAUGUUGAAUCUGUGACUGAAGUUAAGGAACCGUCUCCAGAGAAGAUUCAAAAGAAGGAAGAACGACCAAAGUCUCGUGAAAGAGAGAAGGAUGGGAGGAGGGACAGACCACACCAUCGUUCCCGCUCUCAUUCUCGCACAAGGAGACGCCGCUCUCGUUCCAGGUCCUUUUCUCCACGUAGAAGGCCAAGCCCCAGAAGAAGAAUGUCUCCUCGUAGAAGAAGCCCCCCUAGACGGGGGCCCCCGAGCUCGAGGCACAGACGUAGACGUUCUCCUGUUCGAAGGAGGCGCUCUCGAUCUGCAUCAUCGUCUGGCAGCAGUUCAUCUGGUUCCCCUAGAAAAGCAAUCAGAAAAAGAAUAUCAACCUCACCGCCGCGAAAAUUGAUGAAUCACCCGGGCAGAUCUGCCAGUCCUGCUGGUAAAGGCCAAAGACCUUCCUCUCCAAUGAGAAGACGGCUGCGUGGCUCCAUGACUCCCCCCAGGUCCUCUGGGUUCAAACCAGGAGCACGAAGCGAUUCUCCAUCUGAUAAUGUCAAGCACAGACCAUCUGAACCUUCCGAAUCAGAGGACGAUAAAAAUGACAAGGGAGCAACCGCAGAUUCAGUUCAACAGAGGCGACAGUAUCGUAGACAGAAUCGUCAGUCUUCCUCAGAUACAGGUUCAUCGUCAUCAGAAGAUGAGAGUCCAAAGAGGCCCACUGCCAAACCUGCUGCUCGAAAUGGAGAUGUCAGAAAAAGACGAAGUCGUACACCUUCCCCACGAAGACGGCAUCGUGAUCCCUCACCAAGAAAGAGGCAAAGUCAAUCCCCCACUGGACGACGACGCCCGUCUCCACCCAGACGCCGCCGGUCACAGUCUCCGAGGCGAAGGUCGCCAUCUCCUCCUCAAAGAAGACGCUCUCCUUCCCCUCGACGUUACUCUCCUCCUAUUCAGCGUCGCUAUAGUCCAUCACCUUUGCCCCCCCAAAAGAGAAAACUGUCUAGUUCUCCCAGGCGCCCUUCUCCUGGGGCCAAGCGCAGACCAUCAAGGUCCCCUAAACGAAGGGGAUCUCCAGCCCAAAGGCGGCGCACCCCUCCUUCAUCCUCCUCUCCUCCCAGGCAAAGGAGGAGUCCAGCUCAUCAGUCCAGUCGAUCUAAAAAGGAGGGUCGUCCUUCUCCAUCUCCAGCAAACCGUGGUCGCAAUCCUCGCGGCUCUGCGAGUCCUCAAGCUCGUUUUGAAUCCUCUCCAUCCUAUCGAAAGCGUAGAUCUCCAAAUAACAAAGCAAUCCGAAGAGUGUCCCGAACGCCAGAACCACGCACGGGCUUGAGAGCUUCCAUGAGCCCACAGCCUGGUAGAAGAGUAUCUCCAAAGUCUCGGUCGGUCUCUCCACAAGCAACGGCUCCUAAACGACCUGCCCCCUUGUCUGCUUCCCCAUCUCCCACUCGCUCUGCCAGUGCUUCUCCUCCUCCAGCUAAGAAGCCCAGCAGCGGCUCUGGAAGUCAAUCGCCUAACAAGAAUUCAGAUGUGGAAGUUUCUGGGAAGAAGAAGAAAAAGAAGAAGGAGAAGAAACAUAAGAAAGACAAGAAACACAAGAAGCACAAGAAGCAUAAGAAGGAGAAAGCGACGGCUGCUGCAGUGGACGGACAAGAAAAUCAAGGUGCAGAGGAGGAAGUCGAUUCACGAAAGGAAUCGGAGAGUGAAGUAGAGGACUGCCUGGAUGACUUGGAGAAACACUUAAGGGAGAAGGCCCUUAAGUCAAUGAGGAAAUCCCAACUUUCUCCACCCCAAACGUCCUGA